Molecule: messenger RNA, 1856 nt
Organism: Paecilomyces variotii
Lineage: Eukaryota; Fungi; Ascomycota; Eurotiomycetes; Eurotiales; Thermoascaceae
Product: putative lipase/serine esterase
Exons: 2
Coding region: 229-1656 (475 amino acids)
Molecular function (GO): monoacylglycerol lipase activity
Source: RefSeq, a predicted model, not a curated record
AUCAUCUGUUGUUAUUUUGCGGAGGACGAGCGGUGCCAAGACUCCCGCUGCAAACAAGACAAAACCCCGAGUUCCGCCCCGACACGGCCGAAAAUCGUGCGUAGUUGCACGGGCGUGUCGCCAGUUGAUUGUCUAUCAGAUCCCAAGGCAGCAGGUUUAACAUCACCCACCACGGCGCUGCCUUUUGCCUUUUCGAGUUUCGAUCGAAACUCGAUUUUCUGCAGAAUCAUGGAGUCAGAUAUCAUAGCUGCUCCGGAUAAACAGCCUCUGGCAGACCAUCUCUGCGUUCUGGUCCAUGGUCUUUGGGGCAACCCAUCGCACCUGAACUACGUGGCAUCAGCGCUGAGAGAGCGAUACAAGGAGGAUACUCUCUACAUUCUUGCCGCCAAGCGCAAUGCGGGAAGUUUCACCUACGACGGUAUCGAGCUCGGUGGCGAGCGCGUUGCAUAUGAGAUCGAGGAGACCCUGGAGAAGUUGGCGGCCAAAGGAUACCAGAUCAAGAAGUUGAGCAUAGUGGGAUACUCGCUGGGUGGCCUGGUGGCCAGGUACGCCGUCGGAUUGCUCAACUCGAGAGGAUGGUUAGACAAGCUGGAACCGGUGAACUUCACUACGUUCGUCUCACCACACGUCGGGGUGCGGACGCCGAAGAAGGGGAUCCAAAACCAUCUUUGGAAUGUCUUGGGGGCGCGGACCCUUUCGAUGUCUGGCAGGCAACUGUUCAUGAUCGACUCAUUCCGGGAUACCGGUAAACCGCUGCUCAGCGUCCUGGCCGACCCGGAUAGUAUCUUCAUACGCGGCCUAGCCAAAUUCAAGAACCGCUGCGUAUAUGCCAACAUCGUCAACGAUCGCUCCACGGUAUUCUACACCACCGGUGUCUCCAAAGUGGAUCCUUUUGUCGACCCCGAAAACACCAACUUCAACUACAUCAAGGGAUAUGAACCGGUCGUCAUCAACCCCGACGUGCACGUGCUUCCCGAGGGCGAGAAGGAGAUGCCCUCUGCACUUGCACGGGUUCGUCAGCAGUGCGUCAAUGCCCUUCUCAAAGUACCCUUCUUGCUCUUCAUCCUCAUCUUUGUCCCCAUCGGCUCGAUUCUCUUUCUUCUCAACUCGGUCGUCCAGAACUUCCGCAGUCAGAAGCGAAUUCGACUCCACGAGGAGGGCAAAACUGGCGUCACUUUUGGGGGAUAUCGAGUACCUCUGAUUGUCCAGGAUGUGCGCAAUGCAGUAGAAGACGUCUUUGAGAAUGUCAACGCUACGCAGGAACAGGAGUACCUUUCCGACUCCAGUGAGGCGGAUGAGAGGCGGGUUUCAAAACACCGGUCAACGUCGUCAUUCAGUGAGAAGACUGCGAUGGAUGAAAAAGAGGGAAACCAAUUCGUCGAACAUGUAGACAGUGUGGAAGACAGCGACGUGGAGGACCAGGGCUCUGUGUCUUCAGCUGGCCGGCAGACUUCUGAGUUCCCGACUCUCGCCCUCACGCCGGCGCAGUUUGCGAUUAUCGACUCGCUGAACUCGAUUGGAUUCCGCAAGUACCCGGUGUUUAUCCACAAUAGCCGCCACAGCCAUGCUGCGAUCAUCGUGCGGAUGCCCAAGAAAGCCUUUGACGAGGGCAAGCUCGUCAUCAAGCACUGGCUGGACCAAGAGUUCAAGAUAUGAAACACGGCGAACUCUCCCUGACCAAACACAAUGCUGUGUUUGAGAUCAUGCCAGGAUGGUUCUGGGUAAUCGUAACCUCAGCCGUCUACCAUCGGCGUUCAGAAGUAAGCAAGAUGCGGAGAGACGUUCCCCACGGCGAUGCCGACAAACUGUUCUCUCGGACGGUGCGGAGACGGCGGCAUUCCCCGAAGAACGUUGAU